Messenger RNA from Apis florea (little honeybee), 2894 nucleotides. RefSeq names its product orexin receptor type 2. The record is from RefSeq and is a predicted model, not a curated record. Lineage: Eukaryota; Metazoa; Arthropoda; Insecta; Hymenoptera; Apidae. Gene Ontology annotation, molecular function: neuropeptide Y receptor activity. Gene Ontology annotation, biological process: G protein-coupled receptor signaling pathway. Gene Ontology annotation, cellular component: plasma membrane.
UCCACUAAGAAAUUAAAUCAUUUUAAUAGUUCGCGAUCGAAUAAAAAUCGAAGCGUCGACGAUCUUCGCCUUUUAGGGCGAUGACGCUGGCGAAGAAGGAAAGGGAAGGAAAAAGGCGAGAAGAAUUAUCUUUAAUGCCAUGGAAAUUGGAGGGAAAUAGGCAAAGUGAAUCAAUCUGAAGCGUUAACUUUUUCACUCACAAGCGUAUUUCUCUCUUUUCUUCGAUCUCGAACAUUAAAAAUUUCUCGAGAAAACGAGUCUGAGAACGUUCGAAAACCUAACACAGUGACAACACAGCCUGUAAAAAGGGAACUGUUUGCUGAAUUUUUCUCAAGAGAGUGUUAUCGAUAUCGAUGUCUAUAUAUAUCGCGUAAACGACGACAUUCUCUCAAACAAGAAAAAAAAAAAAAAGAAAAAAAAGAAGAAGAAGAAAGAUGCAUCCGUUCGAGCCAAUAAUUUUGACGUGGUUGGGAUCGGUGGUAUUCGCGUUAAUCGAUGCCACUGAUUCGGACGAUUAUCUUUCAAUGGAUUACAAUGAAUCGGAUUACAAUGCCACCAAUUGCACCAAUAUUUACUGCAUCUCGAACGAAGAUUACGUGGAUCGUUUGAUGAAUUACAUAUUCCCCAAGUUUUGGGAUUGGGUGCUGAUCGCGUCGCACAGCAUCAUCUUCGUCAUCGGAUUAAUUGGAAAUGCUCUAGUCUGCGUCGCCGUUUACAGGAAUCAUACGAUGAGAACAGUGACGAAUUAUUUUAUCGUCAAUUUAGCAGUGGCUGAUUUCCUAGUUUUAUUACUUUGUCUUCCAUUCACCGUAUUAUGGGAUAUCACGGAAACCUGGUUUCUUGGUUUAACCUUGUGCAAAGCCGUGCCAUAUCUUCAGACGGUAUCCGUGACUGUGAGCAUAUUAACCCUAACUUUCAUAUCGAUAGAUCGAUGGUACGCGAUAUGCUUUCCUCUGAGGUUCAAAUCUACCACAGGAUGGGCAAAAAAUGCGAUCAUCGGAAUUUGGACAAUAGCUCUUCUAUUUGAUAUUCCGGAUCUUGUGGUGUUGCAUACCGUCCCUACGCACAUCAAAAUAAAGUCCAUUUUAUUCACACAAUGUGGUAUAUCCUGGAGUCAAAAGAAUCAAGUCAUCUUCAUUAUCGUCAAAUUAAUUUUCCUUUAUACUGGGCCUUUGAUCUUCAUGAGCGUAGCGUACUGGCAAAUUGUAAAAGUCCUUUGGAAAAGCGACAUUCCAGGGCAUAAUUCAUUUACAGUAUCGUCACGAGCAUCCCAGAUGAGUCAGAUUCCACCAUCCGGUGGCGGAAAUCCGGAAGUGCAGCUGAGAUCUCGAAAAAAAGCAGCAAAGAUGUUAGUCACGGUCGUCAUCAUUUUUGCCAUUUGCUAUUUUCCCGUGCAUUUACUCUCCGUUUUAAGGUAUACCACUACAUUACCAUCGAACAAGUGGAUAAACGCCAUCAGUUUAAUCGCGCAUGGCCUAUGCUAUUUCAAUAGUGCAGUUAAUCCUCUGAUCUACAACUUCAUGAGCGGUAAGUUCCGGCAGGAGUUUGGUCGUACAUUUCGAGAAUGCUCCCCUUCGAAUCCCUCAAACGGUCGCAGGUUAGCAAACCAGCAACCCAGCUACGCUUAUAUAGCGAAUGAAUAUCGCUCUACUAAUCCGCAUAAUCGUCGUGAACAAUUCUGACAUGCGGAAAUGCGAGUCUCUUGGAAAAAAACUUCUACUAUUACCGUGGAAAGAACCGAAGGCAAAAACGAAUCUACCCAGGAAUGAUGUAGCUUGGAUGUUACCCUUCGCAAUUUCAAUGACGCUUAGGGGAAAUUUCGAAAGGAAUUUAGGCGUACAUUUCGCUGUAUUCAAGAAAGUAAUUCUCGCAUACAACGCGGACAUCUUGCGAGCACGUCUAAUUUUCCUCGAAUUAAAACUCGGACUAUGAUGAUACGGAAAACGUUUAAAAAUAAUAACAACUUUCAACGAAACACCGAAAUUAUACCUCUCAGUGCUAUAACUAGCAUUCAACAAAACGAAAAACACGACUGAUCGUAAGCAUGUAUCAAUAUUAGUCAUUAUGAUUAUUAGACGCGCAAUAAGAUUCACAAAUAAUUUAUUUACAUAUAAUUUGAACUUUAAUAUUAAGAUAAUAGAUAAAUACAACAAAAAUUAUAUUCCAUUCGAUAAGUAACAAAAAAAACUUGAUAAAGCGAGCAUAUUUAAUUUUUAAAUUUGUAAAAAUUGUUAGAUACUUUUAAUAUCCAUUGAAAUAUGGAUUCAUUAGAUAACGAAACACUGAGCUAUCUAAAAUGUACUUACAAUAUUAAGAAUUACCAGGGAGAAGCUCGACGUUUAUUCUUGUAGAGCAUGAAUUAUAACAUAGGCACAUACGAAUUUGUAAAUCAUUCUUCUAAUAGAAUGAUGGUAUUUAGAAUAAUUAUGUAUAUGUAUUCUUUAAACGAUACGUCGAACAUGCCGACAAAAUUAUAUGUAAAAUAUUUAAUAAGAUUAUAUAUAUAUAUAUACUAUAUGUAUAUAUACGCUAUAUGUUAUAAAUAUGUGAUGCAAAUUUCAUAUUCUGUACACUGUUGCUAGUACAUCGUGUAAUCUUGAACUUAUCUUUAAUUCGUUAUAAUUAUACAUGUACAUCUUUGCCAUGUAUGGAAAUCAAUUAACUCAAAAAUCAAUUCCAUUAUUCGUAUGAUCUCAUCAUUGUUGAUGAAAAUUUUAUAUAAAUUAACAUUAAUUGAUACGUUCGUGCGUUUUGAAAAAUUUGAAAAACUCAAUAAGUCAAAAAGAGGAAAAUAAAUUUAGUCAUAUAUGGAAAAAUUUCUUAUCAAUAUAUUAUCUUUCCAUUUCACCUUGCCAGUAACAAAGCAUAUUUUUAUAAGCGUAUUAAAAAAAAAA